UAUUUUGAAACGUUGACCUGAUUUUUUCGAGUUUCCAAACAAGUUUUGAAUUAAACUUUUUAAAGAAAUCUACCUAUAUAAAUAUGUUUAUAUGAUUAAAACAAGAGUAUAGAGGAAUGGACGAGCAUCACGUUACAAAAUUUAUGGUGUCAUUUAGCGGUCAAUUGGAGUUUAUUACUUUCCCAGCCGGCGUUUUUGAUGAUCAACUUUAUGUCCAGUAUAAUAUUGUAUGGGGACCUGAUUGGAAACCCAUAACAGGGCUUUCAUCUGGUACUAGCCAGAUAGCUCGCUCGGGGAGGGAUCCUGAAAAAGUGGUGUUUAAUUUACCUAUUGAAAUGGUAUUUAGUAGCACAAACAUUCAUGGGUGGCCACAACUUGUUGUGACUCUUCGAGCUAAAAAUUUUCUAACAGGCGACUCACUAAGAGGCUACGGUUUGUUUUUAUUGCCACCCGUUGUUGGAACAAAAAAACUUACCACUCAUUUAUUCAGGCCAAGGUCUGCAACCUUGCUAGGUGAUUGGUUGGCCUGGAUCAUUGGAAGACAACCAGAAUUAGCUGAGCCUACAAUGUUAGCCAGUGGGAAAGAUAAUUACUUAUUACGAACAGAAUCGUAUGGCACUGUGACAUUGAAAAUGGCCAUGAUAUCGAAAGACUUGAGGAAACUUGGCUAUGACAAUCAGCCUGCAUGGCAAUGUAAUGCUGAAGAAUAGGCCAAGGAUUACUAAUACAGCAUAUUGGAUCAAUGAAAAGGCCUUGAAAUAUAUUUUGCGUCAGGUGGCAAAAUUGACAAUUUAAGGAUUUUGGAACAAGAUUUAAAGCAAUCAAAUUAGGUUAUGCAAUGGUUUCAGCUAACUAUGGGCCUGAUGAGAAAGCCCAUGGUCGCUCAGGGGGCAAUUCAAAUUAAAAUUCAAAUAUUUUUAUUCAAAAUAGGAUGUGACAUCACUUAUUGAAAGUCAAUAAACUACCACCCAUUCCAAACAAACUCAGCGGGCUUUUUUUUUCAUCGAUAAAUAUGUUUAGAAAGUAAUAUUGUACAAUUUAACUUAUUAUUUAAUAGCCUGAAGGCGGUCACUCCAUUCCCAAUCUGUGGUAUUAUUAAGAAAGUCAUUUAUGUUAUAGUAACCUUUACCACACAAACGUUUUUUAACAAUUCUUUUGAAUAACGUAAUACUUUUGUUGCGAACAUUUUCUGGGAUCUUGUUGUAAAAGCAUAUACAUCGCCCCACAAAAGACCUACUAACUCGACUUAGCCGAGUAGUAGGCAUCAUCAAUGGAGAGUUUCCCUGCGAGAUCGAAUCAGAAUUGAGGAGAUCCGUUGGAGAACCAACGUAGCCCAAAUGAUUGCGAAACUGAAGUGGCAGGUCAAAUAGUUUGACAGACAGAUGGCCGUUGGGGCAGUUAAGUUCUUAAAUGGCGACCACGUACCGGAAGACGCAAGUUUGUUAGGCCCCUCACAAGAUGGACCGAUGAUCUGGUUAAGAUCGCCGGAAUAUGUUGGAUGAGGGCAGUGCAGGACCUAAGUAAAUGAGUAUUGUCCUGUGUAAUAAAAGAAAAUUAACUGAGAAAUUGUUUCUUUGAAGAUGGACUUCUUUUGGUGAGUUAGGGCAAAUUAACGUUGAACUUAUACGAUGCGCGCGCAUACCGACUCUCAAAUUCGACACCCCGACGUUAGUUGGUCAACUAGACUUAUUAAUUAUGUCUACCUAACCAAUAAAAUUAAUGUCAAUAUAUAUAAGUUGUAAAAUAAUAAGAAAUCUAAUUAUAUAAAAAUAAUUAAAUUAUAUUAAAAUAAAUGUUAUUAAACUACUAUUAUAUA
Molecule: messenger RNA, 1816 nt
Organism: Leptidea sinapis
Lineage: Eukaryota; Metazoa; Arthropoda; Insecta; Lepidoptera; Pieridae
Gene: B9d1
Product: B9 domain-containing protein 1
Exons: 3
Coding region: 117-710 (197 amino acids)
Biological process (GO): cilium assembly
Cellular component (GO): MKS complex
Source: RefSeq, a predicted model, not a curated record